Molecule: messenger RNA, 2089 nt
Organism: Malania oleifera
Lineage: Eukaryota; Viridiplantae; Streptophyta; Magnoliopsida; Santalales; Ximeniaceae
Product: zinc transporter 4, chloroplastic-like
Exons: 4
Coding region: 353-1579 (408 amino acids)
Biological process (GO): zinc ion transmembrane transport
Cellular component (GO): plasma membrane
Molecular function (GO): zinc ion transmembrane transporter activity
Source: RefSeq, a predicted model, not a curated record
UUAAUUAAAAAAAUGAAGGAAUUAGAUAAAUUGGAGCAGUGAGGGUUGGGGAGUGGGUAACAAAUUAAUGUGGGCAAGAGAUGUCGACACUCUCUCCCUCAUCCUCCUGCAAAACGUCGCUACUCGGUUUCUUUCCCUCUUGUAACCCUUCCAUUCGUCAAACCAUGUCGACAUUUUCCCUCACCAUUUCAAACUCUGUUCUCUUCCUCUCUCUCUCUCUCUCUUCGACAUCGUCACACAGCCAAGCUUCCCCCUUUCGGGCUCCGACACCGCACCAUAAAAUCCCAAUUACCCACGCCAUUGCCGCCGUCUUACUUGCUCCUGUUUCGAAUCACAACCCAAAGCUCCUCCCAUGUUAUUCAUUGAGGAUCUGCUGCCGGAGCUCUACCUCGAGCGUGUCAGAGGAAGGAUUCGAGUUUUUUCAGAGUCCCUUCUGAGCACGUUCUCCGAAUCAAUGUCGAACGCCGGUUGUCACCGCAUAGAGUUAGACACCUGCCGAGACGACUCGGCCGCAUUGGUACUAAAGACGAUAGCAAUCGCUUCAAUUCUCAUCGCAGGAUUCGCCGGCGUCGCCAUCCCCCUGGUGGGCAAGCGGCGGCGAUUCCUCCGCACCGAUAGUAACCUCUUCGUCGCCGCCAAAGCCUUCGCCGCCGGCGUCAUCCUCGCCACCGGGUUCGUGCACAUGCUCCCCGACGGGUCGUCCGCGUUGUCCGAUCCGUGCUUACCCGAAUAUCCCUGGUCCAAGUUCCCCUUCGCCGGGUUCUUCGCCAUGAUGGCUUCGCUGGCCACUCUGCUUGUCGACUUCGUGGGAACUCAGUACUACCAGAGGAAGAGCGAGUCGGCACGAGCGGCGGACCGAGUCGGAGCGCAGAACUCGGUGUCCGGAUCGGAUAUAGUUCCGAUUGAGCGGGUUGACGGUGCGAAGGAUUGGAACGGGAGAGUGUUUGGGGAAGAGGAAGGGGGUGGGAUGCACAUAGUGGGGAUGCAUGCGCACGCGGCGCACCAUAGGCACAACCACCCCCAUGGGCAGGAGGCCUGUGAGGGGCAGCACUCGCAUGGGCAUUCUCACGGGUUCGGAGAUGGAGACGAGGAGGAUGGUGUUCGGCACGUCGUCGUUUCACAGAUUCUGGAACUUGGGAUUGUGUCACACUCCGUGAUCAUUGGGCUCUCUUUAGGUGUUUCACAAAGCCCUUGUACCAUAAGACCCUUAAUUGCAGCACUAUCCUUCCACCAGUUCUUUGAAGGUUUUGCGCUUGGAGGGUGCAUCUCACAGGCUCAAUUUAGAACCCUCUCCACCGCCCUUAUGGCAUUCUUUUUUGCUAUUACUACUCCAGCAGGAAUUGGCAUCGGAAUAGCAAUAUCUUCAUUUUACAACGCGGACAGCCCAAGAGCACUGAUUACCGAAGGCAUCUUUGAUUCUGUAUCAGCUGGAAUUCUGGUGUACAUGGCUUUGGUGGACCUAAUUGCUGCCGAUUUCCUCAGCAAGAGGAUGAGCUGCAAUGUAAAACUCCAAGUGGUGUCUUAUUUUGCCCUAUUUCUGGGGGCUGGGUUGAUGUCUUUGCUUGCAAUAUGGGCUUGAUUUUGAUGGCUGUAAUUUUCUCCCCCGCUCUUGAAUGUUCUUUUUUUCUCUUCUCUUGUAAGAGAAACCUUAAAAUGUGAAAUGAUUCAUCAUUCUUUUUUAUCGGUGUAAAGCAGAAGAGUGAAGGCGGAAGGGAAGAAUGCAUUGUAGUAGUUUGAGCUUGUGGCGAUCAGAAUCUUUAUUGGGUUCUCAUUUAUAGGAGGGUUGGGAAUAAGCGUAGGCAUCGAGCUUGAUGCCUAUGCCGCAUCAAGCUCAAUGUCAUGUUACGGAUGAAAUUAAAUUAAUUUUUUCCAUUGAUAACUUCUCCCUGUAAACUUCUUUCAGAGGUAAUUUUCCGUGGCUUAGUCAAUGGCACACUUCACCUAAAACAGAAGCCAAUGAACAGAAGCUACUUUUCCUUUGCGUACCAGCAGGAAAGAAGAAACCCAUGUAGACAGCUAUCUGUUGUGUUUUUCUUGUUGAACCAAUCUGUUAUUAAGCAAUUUUUAAAGCAUACUAUGCAUUAUUUCC